GCGCAGUAGCGGAGGAUGACCGCUCAUUCCCCUCGAAAACCCGGAGAGGACAGUAAAUGCUGGAGAUCAGAAUCGAGAGUGGAGUGCUGGAAAGGCACAGCAGGUUAGGCAGCAUCCAAGAAGCAGGAGAAUCGACGUUACGGGCCUUCCCUGCGUGCGCACAGCACAAAUAGAACUACAAUGACCGAUAGCUACUGGAGGUGGGGAAGUGGGUGCGCAUGCUCGAGACUGGUGCAGCCUUCACAACCCGUCCUUAUUCCCAUGGUGCCCCGCGCUCUUGAGCGGCCGGCGGCAAAGGGGGUAAAAAAAUGGCGGAGAGCAGUCACAUUAAAACAAGACUUCGGCGUUCCAAUCAAACUACACCACUGUCAGAUCAGAGUUCCUCAUCUAAAAGAAAAUAUAGCAGAAAUCAGAAGUCUGGAAACUCUGAGUCCAUCACUAAGCAGGAAGGAGCCCCACAAAGGAGCAGCUUCCAGUCCCGGCGCAGUCCCAGGCUAAACCCUGGUGUGUGUGCCGAUACCAAUCUGAUUUCUCCAGGACAUGCCAGUGUCAGCCCAAACUCCCAAGGCAGGAUGACUCUUGUCAACCUUACUGGAGAAACGGAGGUCAGUAAGCCACCAUCUCCCAACAAGCGGCUCAAGAAAAGUCCAAAGUCACGGUCACUAUCCUGGCGACGCUCCAGUUUCAAGGGUGGUAAAGGGCGGAAAUCCCUCCCACCAAUCCACCAUGACGCAACAGAGAUUUUUGAGGGUAUCAGCACAGACUUGCCUGAGGAUGAAAGACUGGCACUGCUGUUUCAUGCGUGUUUGGAGUAUACUUUGCAAAAGCUGCAACGCUCCUCGGAAGCACAAGAGGCCUUCAGUCUGGAAGCCUUUCAAAAUCACGCUUCUGAUAUUUCCAAUGAUAUUAAACGCAUUGUUGAGACUAUGAAACUAGAUGGGACUCUGAGGCAAUGCACAGAGAAACCAGACGACGUUCUUCUCAAUUCAGAAACGGAGAUGCUGAUGAAGCAGCUAAAGGAUGGCAUUUCCAGAUUAAAUGUUGAGUGCAAAGCUUGGGACCAGCUUCUGGAAGUCUAUCGCCAAAAAGCAGAACAUGCAGCUGAAGAUUUGGAGAAAGCAAAAGUUGCUGGAGGGGCAUUUGAACCAAUCACUUUGGAGAAUUCUCAGAUAAAUGUAAUUAGGACAAGACCUGACUACCAGAAUUUUCUGGAUGAGGAUGUGUCUGUUCUCCAGAAUAUGGAAUGUAUAAUGGACCAGCUGCAACUAACCAUGAACUUGAUUACUCGAGCCAAACAGGAAUGGGAUUCCUGUCUGAAAAAUAUAUCCGAAGAACUGGCAUCCAGAACAUUCAAAGGACUGGAAGAAUGUCCGGUACAGAAAUUCCUAACAGCUACCAAGGAGUAGUGAAGAGAACUGCGGUGAUUGUUAUUGGGUUGAGAGGAGGUCUUCUCAUUGGACUUUUGAUGCCUGUGGCAGUGACCUGCAAGACACUGUACUCACCUGGACUCUGCUCAGGAUCUCACCUGAGAUUUUAACACUCUCUGCACCUUGUGCUGGCAUUUGAGGCUAGUCAUAUGUUCUACUCCUCAUCCCCCAGUUUCGAGUUCAGCAGUGAAAGGCAGCUCUUGCCCAGUCCAGUUUUUAGUUUUACAGAUCCUAAGCAGGUGGUGAGUGAUUUCGGAGGCAUCAGGGCAGCUCUUGUAGUGUGGCUGUACAGGAACAUCAGGUAGGCACAGGUCCUUGCUCACCUGUGAAAUCUCUGGUAGAUUAUCCUGCUGAGGCUUGCUGACUAGGCUUCUGUUGAGAAUGAUCAUUUGGGAACAAAAUGUGAAAGAGCUGUGGGAGCUUUUGACACAGUGUAUCAAUGUAUUUGUGGCAGCAGGAGGUCAGAAAGAGACUGGAUUGAUGUGAUGUGAUUAAAUGAGUUGAAAUCUGAUGGAAAGCCGGCCUCCAGUGGCAAUGUAUAUGGGUUUUGGUAACCAAAUUCCAGGGCAGCUGCUACCAUUUUGAAGUGAUGUGGCCCAAUGAUCUUGUGAAAAUCCACAGCAUCCUUUUGCAGAACUGGAAAUGAAUGGUUUUGCAAAUGAAUGGAAAAAACUUGUGAGCACCCUUUGUCUGUUCUUUCACUGUGUGCGCUCCUUCCUGGCAAUGCAUCUAUACAUAGUCCCACAGGUCUCACUGCAGGAGAGAGUGCAUGUUGAUAGUUAGAGUCUUUCGUCUAAGGUUUUUAUGCAUCGUAAAUAUUAGGAUUAACAGCUGUAACAUGAAUGCUGAGCUUGAUUGGUCAUUGAUUUUAGAACAUUUCUCCUGUUUUUCUAGCUGAGUUUUUCUUUUUCUGCAGCAUCCAGAACAUUCAAAGGACUGGAAGAAUGUCCGGUACAGAAAUUCCUAACAGCUACCAAGGAGUAGUGAAGAGAACUGCGGUGAUUGUUAUUGGGUUGAGAGGAGGUCUUCUCAUUGGAGACCUGUUGGUGUCCUGUUAUGAAGGUGACUGUAGUGAUGGAUCUAAUUUAGCUGAGAACACGUGGUUUGCCUGAAUCUCAGCUAAACUCAAAACUGAACAGGAGUAGAAACUGUAAUCCCCUCUACUUAACUUUCAAUUUUAAUUCUGCAGAAUUAUGGAAUUACAUUUUAACGUCAGUAUUAUGCUAUGUUUUGUGCUUGUUAUUUACAAUAACAAAUUUGAACCAUUUCUGGAAGGUAAUUUUCAUCACUUGUUUAAUCAUUUUCAUUGUUAAAUAGUGAAUGUUUUCUGAGCGCUAAGCUUUGAAUGUAAAAAUAGUUACAAUUUCAGAAUAAAUCUGACAUCAGUUGCUGGAUUGUUCUUUGAUGAGAAACAUGGGAGGAUUCCACAUCCACAUGGUCCUUCGGAACCUGGUUUGCUCACCUGAUGUGAAAAUCAGUAUGCACAUUAUAGAAAUGAAACGACGAGAUACUUGCCCAAGAAUUCUCACUUGUGUUAACAUUAAGCAACUAUGGCUUCCAUCUGUCCCUGUCUCUUAUUAGCUGAAGAUUAUUGGCCAUUUCUAUUGUCCAUAUUUUCAUUGGGGUGGGGGGGGGGAAAUGAGGUAGGGAUAGGCGAACACAGGUAAGUGUACAAUCUGGCUGGUCAAUGGGAGAAAUGAACCUGGUUGGUAGCUGGGUGUCUGCCAGUCUUAACCACUUCAUGACCACGGAAUGUUCUUGUCAUAAUUAUGUACUUAAUGAUUGCAGAGAACCUGAGCUCAAAUACUAAUGUGGUAGCUUAGGAAUUUUAAUUGUUUGUUGAGUAAUACACAACAGUGAAGUCAUCUUGGUGAAACUGACUAAUCUGUUAAUUGGUUCAUUAAAUAUUCCUUAGAAAAUGAAUUUAUAAUAACUCUUAACUGCCCUUUUUGUUGUCAUAAAACCACUGCUACAUUAAAAUCCUGACUGCCAUUCAACAAGACCCAGCAUCAUCAUUUUUAUUCACUGGGGGUCACUGGCAAUUCCAGCAUGUGUUGCUCAACCUUCAUGGCUUCUUAGAAGGUGCACAGCUGCAUUCUAAACUACAGCUAUUAGGGAAGGAAGUUCCAGGAUUUUGAUCCAGUGGCAAUGAAAUAACAGCAGUUCCAAGUCAGGCUUGGAGUAGUGUUUGCAGGUGGUGGUGUUCCCAUAUAUCUGCUUCCCUUGGUCUUCUAGGUGGUAGAGAUACGGAAUGGAAGGUGACGUGCCUGAAGUGCUGUGAUGAGUUGCAACAGUACAUCUUGUAGAUAGUGCACGCUGCUGCCACUAAGAAUGGGCAAAUGUUACUGUUGCCCUGAUUCUAAGAAUGAAUUUAAAAUCCAUCACCACAGAAGUUUUCACAAGAAUAAAGUUUAUUUUUACUGAUAAAAGAAAAAUACCAAAUUUCCAGGUCAUUACACACACUUCCCUGUAUGCUGUUUAAAUCACCGUUUGACCGCCCCUUAGUCUGGGUCUUAUAAUCAGCAGGUGUUUGUGUGUUAUACUGGUACCAGCUGAGUAGCUAAUUGAUUCUAACAUUUCUUCUUUCUCAUCAUCCUUUUAUGGAAAAAACAUUUUUUUACAUUUUAAUGUUUUAAAAAUUAUUGGUGUAUUUUUUUCCUUGUAUAUUUUAAAUCCUCAGAGUGAGUGAGACAUUGCAGAAUUUACAGAUUCCUGUUGUCAGGGAACCUUUAGAUUUGAAUGCUGUUAUGCAACCAUUAACUGGCGUUUGGUAAUGUAAAGCAGGUUUCAGUUUAUUCAUGAACAUUCAAUUCUAGUAAGAAACUGACUUAAAAUCUGCAUAUUGUUAACCUGCAAGAAUCACUUCUCUAGCAUAGUUCUUGCUGCUAAUUGUUUCUCAUUUCCCCAGGGAGGCCAUGUAUAUGCUUACCCAGCAACAUGGAAUGUCCUCGUCUUUAAAUCAGUAAACCUGUUUGUGAACCUGGCCUGCUCCUUACCAAUUUUCCUUCAUUUCCUAUUGCUGAAUAGGUAAGAUCAGUAUUGAUGAGAUAUUUAAUUUGUCCAGCCGCAAUUAGCCAUUUCUAAUAAGUAUGAGGACGGGAAAGAAAUAACCUGUGAAAUGACUGUCGAGGACAGAUGGUUAAAUUACAGAAAUUACAAGAUGAUAGGAAGGGAGACAAAAAUGAGAAAUAAAAACCAUGUGGCACAGUGAAUAAUUGAUGGUGAAUCAGUAUAAGGUGCAGCAUGGAACAGGAAUAAAAUUAAGCAAGCUCCAAAUGGCCUGGGUUUUAUUCAGACAAAGGCAGGUGGGCACAACUUUUAUGGUGGUUUGGGGGGGGGGGUGAUGCUAUUCCCAAGCAUCAACUGGACUUUCCUCUAUUCCCUGGAACCAUGAGACCAGUCCUGAAGCCAUCACCACUAUACCCCAUGAGCUGGCAAGUUCCAGAAUGUGCUUAAAGAAAUGCAAGGUAUAAUCACUUUGCUGUGUAGAAAAAACUAUAACUGAAAUCCACAGCAGUUCUGGUUUGUGGCAAAACAAAUGUUUUAUUCUGUUUUGAAUUAACCAAUACAAAUAAAAACGCAAUACAUUGUUUUCUUAACUUUUUUGCAAAAGUUAUCAAGCUGUUUACACGGUAUCUAGUUUUUGCCAUGGCAUGAACCCUUUCCAGUAACUGAAAAUGACCCACCGUGCUCACAGUUAUUUCCUAAAAAAUUUAAAAGCAAAUUUAUACAUUUUAAAUGUUUAAUACAGUAGACUUCUAUUUAAACAGAUGUAUUAGCCCACCUAUUUGCAACUGUUAUUCUAUCAUUGUUGAAAAUAAAUGGUUCACUGAGAUUUCAAAAAGUCUGAUGUCUUUGUUUUUAACAAUGCAUCUUAAUUUCCUGUUAGUAGCUAUUACCUAGUUUUGAUUUGGAAUUUUUUGCUUAAGAGAGCUUUUGAAGUGUGAGGAACUUGAUUUUGGGGUAUCUAUUAACUGCAAAUAUAAUUAGUGACUCAUCUUGCCCACAUUGAUUUCUAUUAUGUUUUUUUAAUGUGACUUAGUAACAUUGUUGUAAACAUUGAUCAAUAAUUGACAGUAUAUAAUUACUGCUGUACAAGUCCCUCAGUAUGACCAGACUCAAUAAAAGAUUCCAUGUAGGACAAAACUUCAAAAAAAAAUUCCUGGAGGGAAAGAAAUGCAAAUUUGAUUUUCAAAUUAAAUGUUUUAUAAACUGUAACUAAGAUUUGAUUUAUUUAGAACAUCUCUGCAUUUAUUCCCAUCCCCCAAAAAUGCAAAUUGUAAGUGCAGGAUGAAGAAGGAGAGUCAUUCAGGAGUUAGUAACCUUACAUGAUAGUGAAAUUUGCAUUACAUCGACUGGUAAUAAUGGUACAGGUAGACAACCCUUUAUCCGAAAUCCGAAAAGCUCAGAAAUCUGAAGGUUUUCUCGUGAGGUUUUUUUCUCAUUAACAAGGCUACUUGGUGUGCAAACAGUUAACCCAACUCUACACCCACUCAUUGUGUCACUCUGGGAGGACAUGGCCCAGCACCGGCAGGCCUCUAUUCUGUCUCAAUAGUGAGUUUGAUUUUUUUUAAGGUUAGAUUUUUUUUAAAUUUCACCGUCAAACUGUCACUUAUUCUGAAAUUCAAACAAUUCCAAAAACCAGCUGGACCAGAGCGUUUUUGAUACAGGAUUGUGUACCUGUAUUAACAACACUGCUUUUACAAUGUGUAUAUCCCCCGACAAAUUAUUCCCUAAACCAAGUAAUUUGAGUUACGAACCUUAAUUUGUUUUUAUAGCUUUGUUUAAAAAAAUUCAAAGAUAAAUUUCAUGAUUAAAAUAGGUUUCUUAAAAGAAUGUGUACAUAUUUAUCCUUCUGGUUCCAUCUGAAUAAACAGAAACCUCUUGUACUGAAUGUUGACUUAAGCGAAUGGAUUACAGAUUAAAGGAGCUUUAUGGUGCUUCACUCAUCCAGAAUGAACCAAAAUGACCAAGACCGUAGGACCCUUUCCAUAUCGACAGAUAGUUUGAA
Chiloscyllium plagiosum (whitespotted bambooshark) is the source of this 6438-nucleotide messenger RNA. RefSeq names its product DSN1 component of MIS12 kinetochore complex (gene dsn1). Lineage: Eukaryota; Metazoa; Chordata; Chondrichthyes; Orectolobiformes; Hemiscylliidae. Gene Ontology annotation, biological process: cell division; chromosome segregation. Gene Ontology annotation, cellular component: MIS12/MIND type complex. The record is from RefSeq and is a predicted model, not a curated record.